AGUUAAGAAGAUACCCAUGUAUCUUUAUUAACAGGCACUUAACAACUUUGCAUCAUUUAAAAUGCUUCCCCUGCCUAUUAGCUGAUGAUGGCCUCAGGAAGGUGGACCUGGAAGAUAACAGCUAGCAGGCUGAGGCCAGACACUAGCACUUGCAGUUGUCCUUGGUGGUUUUUUUGCACUGACUUGGGGAGCCAGCUCAUGAUCUCAGGAUGUAUGGAAAAAUAAUCUUUGCAUUACUAUUGUCAGUUUUUAUUGAAGAAGUAAGAUUGUCACUAGCAGAUGCAGUCACAGAUGAGCAGAUACUGAGCAUGACCCCAGCCAUUCCUGGUGCUGACGGAGUUUCAGAAUCUUCUGGUAGAAACCAUUUACGUCCAGACCAGAAAAACGGAGAAAGGCAGCAACUUAUGCAUGAUUUCUCUGAACCAGUGAUAACACUCAUUAUUUUUGGGGUGAUGGCUGCUGUCAUUGGAAAGAUCCUCUUUAUUUCUUACUGUAUUCGCCGGCUGAGAAAGAAAAGCUCAUUUGAUGUACAACCUCACUCCUCACCUGACACAGAUGUGCCUUUAAGCUCUGUUGAAAUAGAAAAUCCAGAGAAAGUUGAUUAAUGAGAAUCUGUUCACCAAACCAAAUGUGGAAAGAACACAAAGAAGACAUAAGACUUCAGUCAAGUGAAAAAUUAACAACAUGUGAAUUGGACACUCCAAUAAAUUAUAUACCUAAAUUGUACAAUUUCAGAAUGCAAUUUUCAUUAUAAUGAGUUCCAGUGACUCAAUGAUGGAAAAAAAAAUACUCUACUCAUUAAUAUUUCGAGAUAAAGAACAAAUGUUUCCUUGCAUCUUUGUUUUUGUAUGUUAGCAUAAUUUUUAGAAUUGAUUGAGAAUUCUGAUCCAAAACUUUAGUUGAAUUCAUUUAUAUUUGUUUAAUACUAACUUAAUCUAUUCUAUUGUGUUGUAAUAAUGGUGCUGUCAAAUGAAAGGCUUGAAAUACCUAGAUGAAGUUUAGGUUUUCUUCCUAUUGUAAACUUUUGAGUCUGGUUUCAUUGUUUUAAAUAAAUUAAGGGGACACUAAAGUCCUAUCAUUUAUUUCCUUCAUUGCUGAACAGGCAAGAUAUAAUAUUACAUGAAUGAUGAUGAUGAUAUACUAUUACAUGAAUGAUGAUGAUAUUUUGUUCACACUAAUAAAGCUUGAUAAAAUUUAAAAGAAAUUUCUAGAUAUAGGGACUAAGUUCUGUGACUACACAGCUGUCACUCAUUUAUAGUGAAACUUAAAAAAAAAAACCUUCCUGUGAUACUUUAUUUCUAACCUAAUAAAAAUCUAUAUGACUUUUCAUUGUUGUGUGAUAAUAAAGUAAAUUUUUUUGUA
This is a messenger RNA of Sapajus apella (tufted capuchin), 1362 nucleotides long. It is a transcript of the gene GYPA, whose product is annotated as glycophorin A (MNS blood group). NCBI's taxonomy places the organism in Eukaryota, Metazoa, Chordata, Mammalia, Primates, Cebidae. Gene Ontology annotation, cellular component: membrane. The record is from RefSeq and is a predicted model, not a curated record. Bases 210 to 605 code for a protein of 131 amino acids. The transcript has 7 exons.